Molecule: messenger RNA, 2162 nt
Organism: Rhagoletis pomonella (apple maggot)
Lineage: Eukaryota; Metazoa; Arthropoda; Insecta; Diptera; Tephritidae
Product: gustatory receptor for sugar taste 64f-like
Exons: 9
Coding region: 443-1984 (513 amino acids)
Biological process (GO): detection of chemical stimulus involved in sensory perception of taste; sensory perception of sweet taste
Cellular component (GO): membrane
Molecular function (GO): sweet taste receptor activity
Source: RefSeq, a predicted model, not a curated record
UUUUAUUUGAAAAAUUGCUCAGACAGUGUGUAAACUUAAUUGCUUGAGUUCUGAUAUACCUUUCGUGAAGCGUGGACCGUGGGAAUUUGCCAGGUGACACAAUUAGGAGCAUAUGUGCACCCAUUUUACAUACGUAUGUAAGUAAGUCGAUUGCGUGUGAACUUUCAAAACACAAAUAGGCAAAAACAAAACAAAAACACCUAAGUAUGCAACAUAUGUAUGCAUGCAUGUCCGUACGAGUUUCCACAUAAAAACCUCAUUAUUGCUAAUGGCUGAAAUAUACAUUUGACAUUCGUUGUUCUACAUUCGUAUUUCGGUUGUCAUUCGAGUAUGCUGCCACUAGCUACAGUUAAAAGCCACAACAUUUUCGAUGUCUAGUGGCAUGAAAUCACUUACUUGAAUAAGUCAACGCACAUACCGGUACGUGUGUUAAAGGCAAAUUAUGAAAUUCGCACUUAAAAUCGGUUGGAAAAUCGGAAAUGUCACUGCGGAUGCGCGUUUACGCAUGCAACAACAACAGCAAAUGCGCAAAAGCCAACGUAUGUGGCGUCGUCAGUGUGACAAGGGCGGCACGCGCCGGCUUAGCCAAAGUGCCACAAAUGUUGCCGCAAUAUUUGGACCAUCAACGCCCCAGCGUGACCACAAAGCUCUACUAAUUAAGCGUACGUGUACCGAAUUUCUCGCCCAAAUGGAGCUGCUGCAUUUGCAGAUAGAUAAACCACCAAAAGUUUUAGCUAAGUCGGAGAAGAAAAAGUUUCAACCCGAUGGCAGUUUUCAUCAAGCGGUAGGAAGAGUCUUUCUCUUUGCCGAGUUUUUCGCUUUCAUGCCAGUCAAGGGAGUGACAGCAUCACAGCCCAGCCAAUUGUCAUUCUCUUGGACAAAUCUACGAACUUUAUAUUGUUUGCUUUUCAUACUGACGACUACAAUUGAUUUGGGAUUGUCAAUAAACAAAUUGCUAUAUAAACCUAUCAACUUCAAUAGUGUAGAGCCACUAAUAUUUCGCAUGUCCAUCAUUGUGGUUUGCAUUAGCGCUAUUGUAUUGGCGCGCAAAUGGCCGGCAUUGAUGUUGUACUGGGAUGAGAUGGAGAGCGAUUUGCCGGAGUAUUUAACGCAAAUGGAAAAAGGACGUCUGGCGUACAGGAUUAAAAUAGUGACAAUUGUGGCCAUGAUGUUGUCACUCGCCGAGCAUUUACUGAACAUUAUUUCCAACAUACUCUACUCCAAUGCCUGUCCACAGUCUGAUGACCCAAUUAAGGAUUACUUUAUUCUUACCAAUCAGCAAAUUUUCGAUGUCUUCCCUUACUCUGUGUAUUUAGCUAUUUGUGGAAAAUUAGAGAAUAUUAUAUGCACCUUCAUUUGGAAUUUUAUGGAUGUGUUUGUGAUGAUUGUCAGUCUGGGAUUGGCGGCAAAAUUUAAGCAGCUCAAUGAUAACUUAUUCAAGUUCAAGGGCAUGCAAAUGCCCGAGAUCUUCUGGUUGACUCGCCGCAAACAAUACCGGAACCUUUGUGAGCUUUGCGCACGCAUUGAUGGCGCCAUUUCGCUCAUCACAAUGAUAUCCUUUUCGAAUAAUUUGUAUUUUAUUUGUGUGCAACUGCUGCGUAGCCUUAAUAAAAUGCCUUCGUUCGCACAACUCGUCUACUUUUACUUCUCGCUUUUCUUUCUUAUCGGUCGCACAUUGGCUGUCUCAUUGUGUUCGGCCAGCAUCAAUGAUGAAUCUCGCAAACCGUUGCGCGUUCUACGCUGCAUACCCAAGGAAUCGUGGUGCACUGAGGUGAAACGUUUCUCGGACGAUAUUAACAGUGAUUUGGUUGCAUUAAGUGGCAUGAAAUUCUUUUAUCUCACACGGAAAUUGGUGCUGAGCGUUGCUGGAACGAUUGUGACAUAUGAGCUGGUACUUAUACAAUUUCAUCAGGAUGGUGCGCUGGGUGAAUGUGUUAGUAAUCUACGCCCUCUGUCAUCGGCGAGUAAUGGUAGCGCGCAUUGAGUUGGCGUAGGUGAAUUGGCCAAUAACAGUUAUUACAUAAGUAUUCUACAUACACAUCUACAUGUACAUAUAUCAAUAGAUUGAUGACAAAUCUAUUCGUAAGUAAAACGGAAGGUUAUUGCAAUCAUAAUGUCAAGCCAUCGAUGUCGAUGAAAUAAGGUCAUGUUAAUAAGGAAAA